Messenger RNA from Diospyros lotus (date-plum), 1906 nucleotides. Its product is annotated as uridine/cytidine kinase UKL1, chloroplastic. Gene Ontology annotation, cellular component: cytoplasm; chloroplast. Gene Ontology annotation, molecular function: ATP binding; kinase activity. NCBI's taxonomy places the organism in Eukaryota, Viridiplantae, Streptophyta, Magnoliopsida, Ericales, Ebenaceae. The transcript has 14 exons. The record is from RefSeq and is a predicted model, not a curated record. Bases 126 to 1589 code for a protein of 487 amino acids.
CUGUGGCCGAGCCGGAACGGAAUAAAGUAAUAGAAAUUCCCCAAACGCUCAGGGCGCGUGCUUCUUCCGAUUUUGGUCACAUAGAGAGGGAGAGUUACAGAUUGCGAGCGAGAGACACAGGGACGAUGCUGGAGGAGACAACGCCGAUUGACAUGGUGAUGGAGGCCGCUUCGGGGCCUCACUUUUCCGGCCUUCGACUGGACGGCCUACUCUCGUCUCCGUCGUCAUCUUCUUCUCCUCGCGCCCCCGCCGUCCAUCCUCCUCCCCCUUCCUUAUUCUCUUCCUCGGCCGCCCUUGCCGACUCCACCGCCCCCAAACAGCCCUUCGUUAUCGGGGUUUCGGGAGGUACGGCGUCUGGUAAGACGACUGUGUGUGACAUGAUCAUUCAACAACUUCACGACCAUCGUGUUGUGCUUGUCAAUCAGGAUUCAUUUUAUCGGGGCUUGACAGCUGAAGAAUCAGAAAGAGUGCAUGAAUAUAAUUUUGAUCAUCCCGAUGCUUUUGACACAGAGCAGCUACUAGAGUGCGUUGAGAAACUCAAAUGUGGCCAAUCUGUGCAUGUACCUAUAUAUGAUUUUAAGAACCAUAGAAGGUGCUCGGACAGUUUCCGGCAGGUAAAUGCAUCUGAUGUAAUUAUUUUGGAGGGAAUUUUAGUUUUCCAUGACCCACGAGUCCGCAACUUGAUGAAUAUGAAGAUUUUUGUUGACACAGAUGCUGAUGUGAGGCUUGCUCGUAGAAUAAGGCGCGAUACAGUUGAGAGGGGUAGGGACAUAAAUUCUGUUCUUGAACAGUAUGCAAAGUUUGUGAAACCCGCUUUUGAUGAUUUUGUCUUGCCAUCAAAGAAGUAUGCUGAUGUUAUCAUACCCCGGGGAGGUGAUAAUCAUGUUGCCAUUGAUUUAAUUGUUCAACAUAUCCACACAAAACUUGGCCAGCAUGACCUUUGCAAAAUAUAUCCCAAUGUUUAUGUUAUUCAGUCGACAUUCCAGAUAAGAGGCAUGCAUACAUUGAUCCGAGAUCACGAUAUAUCAAAGCAUGAUUUUGUAUUUUAUUCGGAUCGCCUUAUUCGUCUGGUUGUGGAGCAUGGACUAGGCCAUUUACCUUUUACUGAGAAGCAAAUAGUCACUCCAACAGGGUCAGUAUAUACUGGGGUUGACUUCUGCAAGAAAUUGUGUGGAGUCUCCAUUGUUCGAAGUGGUGAAAGUAUGGAAAAUGCAUUACGUGCUUGUUGCAAAGGAAUAAAAAUUGGAAAAAUUUUGAUCCACCGGGAUGGUGACAAUGGGAAGCAGCUUAUAUACGAAAAACUUCCCAAGGAUAUUUCGGAGCGACAUGUCUUGCUUCUGGAUCCAGUUCUUGCUACAGGUAACUCGGCUAAUCAAGCAAUUGAACUACUUAUACAAAAAGGAGUUCCUGAAUCCUACAUAAUAUUUCUGAAUCUCAUUUCUGCCCCAGAAGGAAUACAUUGUGUUUGUAAUCGUUUCCCAUCCGUGAAAAUUGUCACCUCAGAGAUCGAUGUGGCGCUUAAUGAAGAAUUCCGUGUCAUACCAGGAAUGGGGGAGUUUGGUGAUCGAUACUUCGGCACUGAUGAUUGAUUAAUUUGUUCAUACUGAUCAAUUCAUCGUUGAGAUGGUAAAAUUCUGAUCCAGUGCUGCAUGGUUGAAUACGUUGACUGAAAGUCAAUUCCACAUGCAGAGAGAGAUAGAGAGAGUAGGACGAGCUUUCAUUUUGGUGAAAUUCAACAUCAUCUAGUUUGUUAAUUUGAAUUCGCUGUGAAUACUUUGUAUUGUUGGAUUUAGUUUUAGUUGCUCUAAUCAACGAGGUAUAUUGUUCACAUGGCAUUUGAAGGAUGCCCGUUUCUUCAAUGGCCUGUCCGUUCUGUCGUGCUUGAUGGGAACCAAUGUUUGGGUAA